Gongylonema pulchrum is the source of this 456-nucleotide messenger RNA. NCBI's taxonomy places the organism in Eukaryota, Metazoa, Nematoda, Chromadorea, Rhabditida, Gongylonematidae. The record is from the annotation of a GenBank genome assembly.
AUGGAUGGGUGUGAACCUAUUUCACUUCAGAGCUGUAGCGAUUCUUCGUUGCUUUCAUCCUCCGAAUCGGAUGAUUCAGAAUCGGAAGGACUUGAGAAAUCCCGUGCAUCGCUUACUCAGAAAAUUCCAGCUAGCAGAAGUAGUAGCAGCAGCAGUGAUGAUGAUUAUAAUGAAAAUGAUGUGAGGAGCAGCGAUAGUGGUGAUGAUGAUGAUUUACAAGGUUCUUUCUUUUUUUUUGCAAUUCACUUUUUUGAUACUGCUGGUGUAAACUGGUGCAUGGCAGUACUCGGAUGGUUCUGGCUGCUCCUAAUUUUGUUCUUUAUAUAUGUAUAUAUAUUUAUUAUGCGUUUCGUGCUGUGUAAUAGCAGUACAAAACGCAUAUUGUCACGGGGUUGUCUGUGUGUGUGUUUGUGUGUUCUUGUCCGCAACUUUCAACUCGGGAACCACAAAAGCUAG